AUGCUGAAGGCUUAUAGGACAUUCCAGCUGUCCGGCGGCGAUGUCUUCACAGGAUGGCAAGAACCAUCGUCUCACCAGGUUGAAGAGGGAAAGUAUUGCGGGAACUGUGUCACUUGUGGUUUCUACUUCAGGUUACGAUUACCACGAGCCAGUAGCAGUAGUGUUACCUUCACUGUCAAUGGGACUCAGUAUACAGUGGGCAAUGAAUACGACCCAGCUACAUCUCUUGUGGAGUAUCUGAGGUCGUCUGCGAUAUCCAAAGGCACCAAGCAGGUGUGUGUUGAGGGAGGCUGUGGCUUGUGUCUGGUCGUCGUCAAACUCUACGAGCCAAUCAGUGGAGUCAAACAGCUGUAUACUGUCAAUUCUUGUUUGGUUCGGCUGUACAUGUGUGACGGGUGGGAAAUAACUACAAUCGAAGGAUUGGGUAACCCACGCACAGGACUCCACCCGAUACAACGGCGUCUCACCCAGUAUAAUGGCUCUCAGUGUGGCUUCUGCAGUCCCGGGCAGAUCAUGAAUAUGUACGGUCUGUUGCAAAGAAAUCCACAACCUACAAUGGAACAGGUGGAAGAUGCUUACGAUGCCACAAUCUGCCGUUGCACAGGAUACAGACCUAUCUUAGAUGCCAUGAAGUCCUUCGCCUCUGAUGCCCCGCCUUCGCUCAAAGGAGGGAUGAUUGAUAUCGAGGAUCUGAGCCUCAAAAUGUGCAAAAAGACAGGAAAAAAGUGUGAGGGGCAGUGUGGUCACAAGAUGGACAGAGAAGACUGCUUCUCGACUAACAGAGAGAAAAACCCACAGACUCAGCUUCGCAUUGUGGGAGCCACAUCACAAUGGUUAAAACCCACCUCACUUCAAGAUUUGCGCCAGUUGCUAAGGCAACACCGUGACGACCGCUACAGACUUGUCUUCGGCAACACUGGCUUUGGAGUUUACAAAGAGAUCGGACCCUGGAUGUAUGAAGUGCUGAUAGACCUCAGAGGUGUACAGGAGCUGUACAGAAUUGCUUUCAGUCCAACAAUGGAAUUGGGGAGCAAACUGAGUCUUGAUAAUAUUGUGGAGCUGUUUAAAAGAUCCAGUUCCAAUCCCGCCAUGCCUUACUCCUCAGUUUUUGCGGAGCAUUUAAAAAAAGUGGCGAACAGUGGUGUCAGAAAUCUCGGUAGCUGGGCAGGGAAUCUGAUGCUGAAACAUUUACAUCCGGGCUUUGUGUCUGAUGUCUAUGCCAUGCUGGAAACGAUAGGAGCUGUGCUACUCAUUGGCGAUGGAUAUGAAAACCGAAUCCAGUCCAGUCUCGAGGAUUUCCUGGAGCUGGAUAUGAAGGGAAAGCUUAUUGAAGCCGUGGUGUUGCCUGCAUACAGGGACAAUAAUAAUUUCAUCAGGAUGUACCGCGUUUCACAACGCCUUCAGGACUGUGAUGGUUAUGUCGUGGCUGGAUUCAACUUCAAGUUGGACAGGGCCAGCAACUACACCGUCUUACAGCGUCCAACUCUUGUCUUUCAAGGGGUCAAAGACACAUUGAACCGUGCCAAGAUCACAGAAGCAUUCCUGGUGGGGAAACAACUUGGAGUUCCUCAGGUGUUGACAGAUGCACUAAGAAUUAUGAAGGUGGAGUUUCAGCCCACCACUGACAUUGCAUUCAAAAGUAAUUUGGCAGCGAGUCUGCUUUACAGGUUCGUCCUGGAAGUGUGCGGAGACACCGUGAGCGAGAGAUACCGCAGCGGAGGGUUUCCCCUGACUCGCCCGGUGUCUUCUGGGACACAGACCUUCGCCACCCGUAGAGAGGAGUGGCCUCUGACCCAACCCUUGACUACAGUCGACGCUGACUACCAGGUGUCUGGGGUGUCAAGGUUCCUCGAUGACACUCUUCUUUGUCAGAAAGAGCUUUAUGCAAGUUUGGUCAUCAGCAAGGAAGGGAACGCUCGCAUUGCAUCCAUAGACCCGCAGGCAGCCUUGGCGAUGCCAGGAGUGCACAGGUUUAUACAAGCAUCAGAUUUUCCAGAAGGUGGAAGAAACGACUUUGCACUGUACGCCAAACAUCCAGAAGAGAUCCUGUGCAGUGGACAAGUGGAGUACGCAGGCCAACCGAUCGGCAUCAUAGUCGCAGAUAACUACGACAUCGCCAACACCGCUGCGUCCAUGGUCAACGUGACCUACACCGACGUCCAACAACCUUUGCUGGACUUUCACAAGGCGAUCGAGCAGAAGUCCUUCUUUGCUGAUCCAAUCAACACCGUUGUCGUUGGAGACGCUGACCGUGCGAUACAGGAGUCAGCGCGGCACGUGCGGGGGUCAGUGGAGACGGGGGAGCAGUACCAGUUCCACAUGGAGGCUCAGAUCAGUCGAUGCUCCCCCAACGACAACGGGGGGAUGGACGUGCAGGCGACAACCCAGUACAUCGACCAAACCGCCCAAACGGUCGCGGGCGUCCUCAAUAUUUCCCACAGCAGUGUGAACGUGGAGGUGGUGAGACUGGGAGGCGCGUUUGGAGCCAAGAUCACACGGAACUUGCUGGUCACCGGAGCAUGCGCACUGGCAGCUCACAUCAUGCAAAGGCCUGUGAGGAUGGUGCUGGACCUGCAUACAAACAUGAGAGCUCUUGGGAGACGCGAACCCUGGCUAGCAAACUACGAGGUCGGCUUUACAGAGGAAGGAAAAUUGAAUGGAAUUAAAGUCGACUUUUAUGCAGAUUCCGGCCACAGCAACAGUGACAACACACUUGGGGAGCUACUCGUGCAAGAACUGGAAGCUGACAAGGACCGCGGUUCGGACAAACAAGCCAACCAUGUCCGAGCACUGAAUGGAAUGAGUUUGGACUACUGCAACAUCCGGGAGAUUGUGACUCAGCUGGAAGAAUCUCUGACCUUGGCCAACAGACAGAGACAGGUGGCUGAAUUCAAUCAGGCAAACCGUUGGAAGAAGCGAGGAUUGUCCCUUGUACCAACACGGUACGGACUGGGUGUGAGUCACCCAUAUGCCAAUGUGUUUGUGGCCAUACACCACAGAGAUGGGACAAUCACCAUCGAGCACGCGGGCAUUGAAGUGGGACAAGGGGUCAAUAUUAAGACGAUCCAGGUGUGCGCCUUUGAGUUAGGGGUACCCAUGUCCCUGAUACGCGUGGCAAAGACAUCGUCUGUGACGAAUGCAAACUCUAGAAACACCGGGGGAUCGGCAACAAGUGAAAAUAACUGCUUGGGCGUGCUCAAGUGCUGCCAGAUGCUGAAGGCCCGGAUGGCGCCAGUGCGCAUGACGAUGACCGACCCGACCUCUACAGCUGUGCAACGGUGCUAUGAGGACGGAGUCGACCUCACGGCUCACUACUAUACAAACCCCUACAGCGAGUACAGCGCCCGCUACAAUGCCUACGGUGCAACGGUGGCGGAAGCAGAAGUCGACAUCUUGACUGGACAGUCUCAGCUUCGACGCGUGGACCUCCUGUACGACUGUGGAGAAAGCAUGAACCCAGAGAUCGACAUCGGUCAGAUAGAGGGAGCCUUUGUGAUGGGGCUGGGCUUUCACCUCACCGAGAAGAUCAGGUACAACGCCGACAAUGGACAACUGAUCACCGAUGGAACUUGGGGAUACAAACCUCCGCUACCAAAGGACCUACCAAUAGAUUUUCGAGUGAGCUUUGCUGAAGAACGCACCUAACCCAUUGGCAGUCCUGCGGUCUAAGGCUGUCGGUGAGCCCCCGAUGAUGAUGAGCAGCUUGCGGCCUCUUCGCCAUCAAGCACGCGUGGAGGCUGCACGUGCAGAGAUCGACCAAGACACCUACUUCACACUGAAUUCUCCAUCGUUGGUGGAAGACAUCGGAACAUCAUGCCUUGUUGACCCUGUUCAGUUUAACUUUCGGGACUGAGUGCAAAGGACUUCACUCUCCUGGCGAUGGCAUCUGAGAAUCCCUCUGAUGGCCAAUGAGUGCAGACAAGAAGAGAUCGAGUACAAGCUAUUGUGAACUAACCUUACAGACCAAGCAGACAGCUUCUCGAAAGUUUAUAUGAACUAUGAAUUUCGCAUGAAAGUGAAAAUAUUAAAAUAUUUUUUUAAAAACUCCCUGCAUGAACUGAGUCCAACUGUUAGCUUCUUUGACCGAAGAUAUCUGACCUUAACAAAGGCUAAACUCUAUUUGCAUUUGAGUUGUAAGUCAAGUGUAGACUUUGUAUUUUAUGUACACUUUAAAACGACCAAAAUAAAGCACAACAUACACAAAGAAAUGAAGGCGUU
Messenger RNA from Pomacea canaliculata, 4218 nucleotides. RefSeq names its product xanthine dehydrogenase-like. Lineage: Eukaryota; Metazoa; Mollusca; Gastropoda; Architaenioglossa; Ampullariidae. The record is from RefSeq and is a predicted model, not a curated record. Gene Ontology annotation, molecular function: oxidoreductase activity; iron ion binding; FAD binding.